AGUUCGUGAGACAGAUCUUCAAGCCGUUACUCAUAAGUAGACAUCAAACCUUCUCUGUUAUUAUUAAUAUUGUUCCAUUCAUUGUGACCACGAGCAAUCCGUUCUCAUCAUUCCUCUCUUAAUCUUCUUCUUUGCACUUCUCUCUCCAGUUGUCCAAGAUGCCGAUGCGCGUUGCCUUCAGCUGCGACCACGCCGCUGUCCACGUGCACAACGAGGUGAUGGAGAUGAUCAAGUCGUCUGGCACGGCGACGUCCGUCGUGUACAUGGGACCAGACUCUGAGCAGUCCGUCGACUACCCCGACUUCGCAGCGCCGGUGUGUGAGGCGAUCCAAAAGGGCGAAGUGGAUAUGGGCUUUCUGCUCUGCGGCACCGGCAUUGGCAUGUCCAUCGCGGCGAACAAGUACAAGGGCAUCCGUGCGGCACUGUGCCACGACCACGUGACGGCGUUCCUCUGCCGCAACCACAACGACGCAAACGUCGUGUGCAUUGGCGAGCGGGUUUGUGGCUUGGAGGUGAUUCGCGACAUCAUUCUCACUGCCUUGACCACCGAGUUCUCCCACGGAGAGCGCCAUAUGAGUCGUCUUUCCAAGGUCAAGACGAUUGAGGAACACCAGCGGUGCUAG
This is a messenger RNA of Leptomonas pyrrhocoris, 623 nucleotides long. Its product is annotated as putative ribose 5-phosphate isomerase. The record is from RefSeq and is a predicted model, not a curated record. Gene Ontology annotation, biological process: carbohydrate metabolic process. The transcript has a single exon. Lineage: Eukaryota; Euglenozoa; Kinetoplastea; Trypanosomatida; Trypanosomatidae. Gene Ontology annotation, molecular function: isomerase activity. The coding region runs from base 159 to 623 and encodes 154 amino acids.